Messenger RNA from Arachis stenosperma, 2053 nucleotides. RefSeq names its product NAD-capped RNA hydrolase DXO1. Gene Ontology annotation, cellular component: cytosol; nucleus. Lineage: Eukaryota; Viridiplantae; Streptophyta; Magnoliopsida; Fabales; Fabaceae. Gene Ontology annotation, molecular function: mRNA 5'-diphosphatase activity. Gene Ontology annotation, biological process: NAD-cap decapping; nuclear-transcribed mRNA catabolic process. The coding region runs from base 54 to 1634 and encodes 526 amino acids. The record is from RefSeq and is a predicted model, not a curated record. The transcript has 13 exons.
UGAAAAAAACACAGAUGAGAACUCAGAAGCUAUAGUUAAAAAAAAAAAAAGAAAUGGAUUUCUCGGAGAAGGACCUGUUCGGCGAAGAUUCCGACAACGAACAAGAUGGGACCCGCUCAACGUCGCCGUCGUCGUCCUCCUCUUCUUCCGCUUCAUCCUCAUCCUCGUCCUCUGCCUCUACCUCCAACGGCACUGAAGGUGAAGGCGGCGGCGGCGCCAACUCGACCUCCUCCGGCAGCGGAACGGCAAGCAGCGGCGCCGCCGCUGGAGAUGACGAUGACGAAAACGGCGAUGAGGUGGAGCAAAGUAACAAGGCUUCUUACGCUAAUUAUAACGAUCAUGAUGAUGAGUAUGAAGAUAAAGAUCUGUUUGGCUCUGACAAUGAAGAUUAUUGUAAAACCCUUGUCAAAAGCCCUUACCCUAUUCCCGUGUUGCCUGCCAUUCGCAACACGAACAAUCAGGGUAGAGGGGGUUUUGGUGGCCGCGGUCGUGGUCGCUGGCAGCCUGGGCAUCAGAAUGAUAGAGGCGCCGGCCUUCUUCCUCGUCCUGGACCAUAUCCCCAGAGGCAAAAUUUUGGGUAUGGAAACAGGUUUUCCAAUGGUCGCCACGAUGAACGGUUUGUCUCUGAAAUGAAGCUGUCUAAGAGCGAAGAAACUCUGUCAAGAAAGUGUAUUGCUUUUCAGGAGCCUUGUGAAAUUGCCUGUUAUAGUCGUGUAGAAGGUGGACAAGUAUUUUUCGAUGAUCGUAGCGUGAGGCUUUUUAAGCGUCUUAUCUCUGAAGAUGUUGGGGCUGAUUUGAAUGAAGGUUAUGAUACAUUCAUUCCCAAACAAGACUUAGGGUCAGAAGGCUUUGGUGACCUUCUUGCUUGCAUUAGAGACAAAGGUAUCCAACUUCAAAACAACAUUCAUUUUGUGACGUUCCGCAACAAUCUUAACAAGAUUAUGGCUACAGCAUAUAUCCGACAUGAGCCUUGGGAAAUGGGGGUGCACAAAAGGAAUGGUGUUGUCUAUCUUGAUGUACAUAAACUACCAGAAAGACCGCAAAGUGAUUUAGAUCGCAGGAGAUGUUAUUGGGGAUAUUGUUUUGAGAGCCUUGCCACUGAAGAUCCUACUAGAGAUGAUGGAGAGGGGAUACAUCAUGUCAAUGCCAAUGUUGAAUUUUGUACUGUGAUUAAGACAAAAUUAGGGGCCCACCGGAUCUUGAUGGGUGCUGAGAUGGAUUGCUGUGAUUCGACUGAUGAGGGAAAGAAUUUUUAUGUGGAGCUUAAGACAAGUCGCGAGUUGGAAUAUCAUACUGAGGAAAAAUAUGAGAGAGAGAAAUUGUUAAAAUUUUGGAUUCAAUCAUUCCUGGCAGGUGUUCCGUAUAUUGUCAUAGGAUUUAGGGAUGAUUCUGGUCGUCUUGUUCGGACAGAAAGACUUAGAACCAAAGAUAUUACACAGAGAGUAAAAAUGAAGAACUACUGGCAGGGGGGAGUCUGCUUGGCUUUUGCUGAUGAGGUAUUAUGCUGGCUGUAUGGAACCGUUAAAGAAAAUGCAGAUUAUAUAUUGCAGUUUGCUCCACCCUUCAACCGUUUGGAGCUUUUGCAGGCUCAGUCUUGUCCAGAUGCAAUUACUAGUCAUCUGGAUUUGUUGUGAACAAUUUGAGACCUUACAGUCAUCAUCAUAUACACAAUUCAUUAUACAGAAGAAAAGGGGAACCUCAACUUUGGAAUUUCCCCCAGUUCAUGAACCUUUUGGGUUAGGGGUAUACUAUGUGAAUGCUGAGAAUUGCAUUCCAUCUUUAGAUAGCAAUUCGAGAAAAGACAUUAUGCUGGCCUUGACUCACUGGGAAAAUAGUUUCAGAUUUCAUUAUUUCCAACUUGUUACUCCAUAUUUUCAAUAACUUUCUUUCUUUCGAAAACUUUAAAAAUCUUUUAACUUGUUGGAAACAGAAAGAAUUGACUUACAAUAAUUAGGAUAUUGGGAAAGCAUUUUCUUAUGCACUUUAUAUUAAGAACACUACUUGAAUGGGGAAAACGUUGUUUUGAAGGAGGUAAUAGAAUCAAAUUUGUCGA